AAUGUUACUGAAAAUCCGCGCUUGCGUUUUAAGAACAAGAUGCGUAAUCUGGUAGAAGAGACCGGUUUGCGGAGUCCAGCGCGAAAUGUUACUGAAAAUCCACACUUGCGUUUUAAGAACGAGAUGCGUGAUUUGGUAGAAGAAGAGUAUGAAAUAAACGAACAUUUCACCACCAGUACAGUGUCUAACGAUCGCGACAAAGAUAUGAUUCUGAAUGAUCGAGUGUUCUAUGUCCACUUUCUCCUUACAUGUAAAUGGUGUAAUGUCAGAAAAGUCCGUUACAACGACGUUGAACGAACUUCGGCCGUUAGUAGGAUGUACGAUGUCCAAGGAGUAAUAGUUACGAAUAUUGGAUUUACUGAGAAAGCUAUCAUGGUGGCGAAAGAACAUGGAGUGAUUCUUGCUAUGCCAAACACGCUUUUAAAUAAGCUUCAGUUUCGAAUUAGAAAUGUGAUUGACAACAUUGACACAGAGAUUCUUCUCGAAGUUACAGAAGACGAAGACGAGGAUUAA
Molecule: messenger RNA, 513 nt
Organism: Racocetra persica
Lineage: Eukaryota; Fungi; Glomeromycota; Glomeromycetes; Diversisporales; Gigasporaceae
Source: the annotation of a GenBank genome assembly